Phycomyces blakesleeanus NRRL 1555(-) is the source of this 2640-nucleotide messenger RNA. RefSeq lists its product as hypothetical. The record is from RefSeq and is a predicted model, not a curated record. Gene Ontology annotation, molecular function: catalytic activity. NCBI's taxonomy places the organism in Eukaryota, Fungi, Mucoromycota, Mucoromycetes, Mucorales, Phycomycetaceae. The transcript has 4 exons. Bases 1 to 2640 code for a protein of 879 amino acids.
AUGGCCAAUUUGCAAAUCGGCAACAUGCAGGGAUUGCCAACUGAGCUUACCUCAUUCCUGACAACAUUGCAGGCACAAAUCAUGAAUGUGCAAAACAGAACCGACCAGUUGGAGCGACUUGCAGCAGAGAAUGCAAGAUUAACCACUGAAUUGGAUCAAGCUAGAACAACAAUUGCUAAUCUGCAGAAGCAAUUAGGAUUCCAGAGUGCUCCUGACAAAAACAAAGAACCAGGUCUGGAAGCCUCCACUUGGGCUAGUAAAGCCAGUGUUUCUCUUUCUGUAACUGCAUCAAAAAUGUCUGCUGUUCCCUCUGCUCGCCAUAUUGCAGCUUCUGUUCGUAUGUUUGCUCUUCCUUCUGGUCCUUCAGGUUAUGAAUAUGUUUAUAUUCCAAGAUCAAGACGCCUUAAGCACAAAGAAGUCCGUUCCUCUCUCCGCACUCUUGGGGUAGAUUCUUCUCGACUUUUGGACAUUAACUUCCCAGCCAGAGGUGUCAUUGGCAUCCUUGUUCAUGUCCAGUAUGCUGAUACAUUUAAGGCCAAACUGACAACUGCUUCUGUUGAGAUUUUGGACGCAUUUGAUCCACUUGAUCCUGAUAAUGUUGCUGAUUCUAAGUAUGCAUCUCUGUACACUCAUGAACUUGCCAACACUGCUGCCAUGCUUCACCAUGAUAGAUGUCUCCAAGCCCUACAGUUCUUGCGCCCACACGUUGCUAUCCCAGUUGGUCACUUCUUUUUUGAGGAAGGGUGGAUCAGUGAAGAUGAAAUACCAACACGUACUACUCUUACCAAUGCUACUGGCGGGUCUUUGUUCAAAUCUGGCACCUAUAGGGGCUCUAUGGGUGUUUCUGUUCUCAUAUCAUCUCACUGUCCUUAUGCCGUCACUCAAAUACCUAUGCCCUCCAAAUAUGCUCUGGCUGUCAAAAUUGGCUCACUCAGAAUUGUAUGCUUAUAUCUUCCACCAAAUAUGCCCACUCAUGAUGUCCUACAUGUACUCUCUUCCAUUCCUUUAACACAUGAUACCAUUCUUUGUGGAGACUUCAAUGCAAGACUUGGCUCUGUUACUGGUGACUAUGCAUCAAAUUCUCAUGGACUGGCACUAUGUUCUUGGAUAGAAGAGAGAUCUCUAUCAGUUGUAAAUGCAGAUCUUGCACCUUGCAUACCAACAUAUAUUUCUUUCCGCAACAAUUAUGAAAUCAGCAGUAUUAUUGACCUCUUUAUAACUAAUAUGCCACUCAUCAAUCCUUCUCUUCAUAUUGCUACUGACUUGUCUCUUGGAUCAGAUCAUUGCCUUUUAUCACUUUCCUUUACCUAUGAUCUACAGCACUCUACCAAUAUGCCACCACCAUUACGCAAGACAUGGAACCUCUCACGCCUCAAUGAACCUGAUGUCCAUGCUCUUUAUGCUCAUACCUUCAAUCAAAACUCGACCUCCCUCCUUUCCACCUUGCAAGACAUUGUACAGAAUCCACCACUCACUAGACCCAACAUUGAUGCUAUCACUGAUGAGUUCAAUUCACUCAUUUAUGACUCAUUAAAUAGCUCAAUUGGACAUCGACCCUCUCGCCCAAAUCAUUGGAAAUCCUUCUGGAAUGCAGCUUUGCAAACAGCAGCAGAUCGUCGUAACCAAUGUUACAAAAAAUGGCGCCUAGCAAUAGUUCUCCCUGCCACUGACCUGUUUAUUUAUCUGGGUGUUCCUUUUGCCAAUAAGGGUAUUUCUUCCAAGUCCAUUGCCACUCAUAGACGUUCUGGUACACUUGCUACAAUGGCAACCCUAAACUCUGUUGGUGCUUGUUGUUCUGGUUUUUCUCUGCUGCUCAGUUCACGAUUGUAUAAGACCUUUGUCCGCCCAAAGUUUGAAUAUGGUUUGGCAAUCUCCACUCUACUGAAACAAGAUAUCAAAGUGCUGGAGUCCAUUCAAGAUAAGUGUCUUUGCAUGAUUGUUGGGGGGCAUGCCACGUCCUCUACAAUUGUGUUAAAGCACAUCUGCAAUCUGCCAAGUAUGAAGUUUCGUGCCGAUGCUCUUAUGGCCAAGUUCUGUAUAAGAUCACGCUUUUUGCCAGCCCAGUGCCUUCUGUCUCUUUUGCACCAUCAUCAUACUGUCUAUUCUUCACUUGUCUCCUUGGGAAAAACCCAUCUUCUGUCCAAUCUCCCUCCAACACUCAAACUUCGAAGCCCUAGUGCUGUAAAAAAUCAUUUUGAAAGCAUUAGAGAAGCUGGAUUUGCAACCUUUCUCCAGUCCAAUACGCAAGUUCUCAUUCAAGCAUGCCGCCCAGUUCUUGGAGUUGAUCCAAUCUUGUUUUUGCCAGCCUCACGUGUGGAACGUAGCCAUUUGAUUCGUUGGAGAAUGGGGCAGUUACCAGGCAAACCAAAGGAAUGUCCUUGUGGAUCAGAUCACACCUCACGCCGCCAUUUGUUGGAUUGCCCACUUGUUCCUAUGGCACUAUUUGAACAGUUGCCUCAACCUGACCAAGAUCAGAUAAACAGAAUUGAUUUUGCCAUCACAUCCUUGCCUUUGUCAUCUCAAGAACCGCGACCUGCUUACUGGAUACCACUGCUGACUAUUCUCUGGCACAUAGAUGUUAUAUGUAAUCCUGAUGGUGACUAUUCACAUGAGACUGAACAUGGUGCUCUUUGGAUAUAA